Trichoderma citrinoviride is the source of this 867-nucleotide messenger RNA. RefSeq lists its product as hypothetical. The record is from RefSeq and is a predicted model, not a curated record. Lineage: Eukaryota; Fungi; Ascomycota; Sordariomycetes; Hypocreales; Hypocreaceae. The coding region runs from base 1 to 867 and encodes 288 amino acids. The transcript has 2 exons.
AUGCUCUUUGCCGUGGUCGCGACGCUCGUCGGCGGCCUGACGUCGCUUGCCGCGGCCAACCUGCCGGGCACGCUGCCCUCAUACCACUAUGGCGCCCCGAUCCACGUCGAGUGCAUGAACCGAAGCUCUGACACGGGCGAACACGUCGAGCUGGCCAACCACCAGCUGCAAUGGAUCCCCUUCCCGACCUGCAACGAGACGGGCGAGCCGCUGCAGUUCCAGUACGGCGUCGAGGGCGAGCUCAACUGCACCAUCCCCCUCAUCACCGACCCCUUCUUCCACCUGCUCGAGUUCUACAUCCACAGCGACGCGCCCCUGUCCUGCCGCCUGCCCGCCCGCCCGCCCGCCCACGUCGAGGUCGUCGGCGAGAAGCUGCCCGAGCAGGAGUACAUCCCCCUCAUCUUCGCCCUCGCCGGCACCCUGCAGCUGAGCCACAUGCACAUCAGCACCCACAUGAACGUGCUGCUGCACAGCAUGCCCAAGCACCACCCGCACCACCACGACAGCGGCGUGCUGGACUCGGCCGUCUCGUACAGCACCAGCCCGCUGAGCCACAUGACGGGGUCCUUCACCAAGAAGCUCGUCAUUGGCGACCCGCUGCCGCUGAGCUUCUCCGUGCGCUGGUUCCCGACGCCGAUGCUGCCCAAGACGGAGGGCAAGGUGGAGUGGCAGGGCUUGGGCGGGCACAUUUACGCCAGCACCGUCUUCUACAGCCUCGUCUCGUUUAUCGCCGGCAUGCUGGUGGCCGGCAUGUACACCAUGGGCGUCAUUCUGCCGAGGAGGCUCAAGGGACGGUCCAUGGGCGGAGCUACGCCUCUGGGAUACGGAGUGGGCAAUGGCUGGGGAUACUCCAAGAGGAAGGACUAG